AUGGCCGAAGCCGUUUCGAUACCUCCUGCCUCCCGACCACCUAUUCACUUUGCUCCAGGGCAAAACAUUUAUGCUCAGCCCAGUGUGGUUGAUCCAUCUCGGUCACAUCCAACCUAUCCUCAAAACCACACGCUCCAUCAAACCAACUUGGAGGAGACAGUGGGGCUGUCCCAUGGUAGUAAGACCAUCCAUCCUACCCAGACUACCCUCAAUCCAAGCCCGACCGACACGAGCCAUAUCUAUGAUGAGACAGUGCUCCUACUGGAAGCUCGCAAGGAAUUGCGUGACUUUGUUCAUCUCGUUCUGAAGGGCGACAUAAAUCUCUCCGAUGGUGCUCUGGGGGUGUCGGAGCACACCUUCAAGGUCCUGGUUGACAGCGGCGAGGGCUCUAGUUUGCUCGCGGAGGGCACGACGGACUUGUGGUCUAUUCAAGUCUCGGGGGGAGGAUUGGAAGAACGCCGCACUAGCGGCCAGGGCCCAGGUAGUGAAUGCUAA
Messenger RNA from Penicillium hordei, 495 nucleotides. RefSeq lists its product as uncharacterized. The record is from RefSeq and is a predicted model, not a curated record. The coding region runs from base 1 to 495 and encodes 164 amino acids. The transcript is spliced from 2 exons. NCBI's taxonomy places the organism in Eukaryota, Fungi, Ascomycota, Eurotiomycetes, Eurotiales, Aspergillaceae.